AUGACUCUCGAUGCAAACCAGAUCGUUUCCAUUGUAGAAAUCGUGGUCUAUGUCCCUGCCCUCGUUCUAUCACUGAUUGUCUGCAACCGACAUGGUUUCAGUCGAAGUUCGGGGUGGUAUUACACAUUCACUCUAAGUCUCAUUCGCAUCAUCGGCGACGUGCUGCUGCUCCUGACAUACUCGAAUGACUCGACCGGCCUCUUAAUCGCAGCUGUUGUCUUUGAUCAUAUUGGCUUKACUCCMUUGCUCCUCGCUACACUGGGGAUGCUGUCGCGUUUGUACGAUCUCCCGUUACCUCCUAAAAAUUCAAACUUUUCUCACGAUGUUCCUCCCAGAGUCGACCUAAUCAAUGCCGGCACACAAACGUCCAUAACUAUCAAAUACUUCCGCCUUGUCCAACUCGCAGUCCUCGUAGGCGCAAUCCUCGGCAUAGUCGGGGCAGAACAAGCUCAGUCUUCAUCCUCGCCCUCAACAAUGACGUACAUCGCAGUACUAUGCUACGUCGCCGCCUACGCUGUCAUUGUGCUCAUAUUCUGCCUUGCCCUCCCUUAUACUCGAGACUACAUCCCUGACUCCAGCGAACGAGCGCUUGCGCCGGCAAUUGGAGUUGCGCUGCCGUUGGUGCUUGUAAGACUUGCAUAUCAGGUACUUAUUGUCUUUGUGCAUCGGGGAGUGUUCAGCCGGCUUGGUCAGGGCUCGGUUGGUGUUCAUGUUGCGAUGGCUGUGGUGGAGGAGAUUCUGGUUGUUGUGAUUUAUAUUUACUUGGGGUUCAGGCUGGACAGACUCGAGGUGAAUGAGCAAGGGCCCAUUCUUUCGCGGCCGUGGAAGAGGUCAAAGGGGGGUCGGCGUAAUAGAAGUAGAAGGAGGGGCAGGAGUAUGAGGGGAGAAAGGGAUGGGGGAUACACAAGGGGAACGCAGCUUCACUUUAUUGGCGUGGAAUGA
Talaromyces amestolkiae is the source of this 942-nucleotide messenger RNA. RefSeq lists its product as uncharacterized. NCBI's taxonomy places the organism in Eukaryota, Fungi, Ascomycota, Eurotiomycetes, Eurotiales, Trichocomaceae. The coding region runs from base 1 to 942 and encodes 313 amino acids. The transcript is spliced from 2 exons. The record is from RefSeq and is a predicted model, not a curated record.